Messenger RNA from Tetrahymena thermophila SB210, 372 nucleotides. RefSeq lists its product as hypothetical. The transcript has 2 exons. The record is from RefSeq and is a predicted model, not a curated record. Lineage: Eukaryota; Ciliophora; Oligohymenophorea; Hymenostomatida; Tetrahymenidae.
AUGUUUAAGUUUAGAAAAACUAUGUUUUCAACCUCUUGCAAAAAUGGAAAAAAGGAGUAGCAAUCUCACAAUUUGAAUUUAAGGCUUAAGCAAGUUUAAAAUCUCUAUUAUUUCCUAAAUAAGCCAUUUUUAUUGCUGAGAAAUAAAUAAAUAGAUGAAGAAUAUAUAUCUACCAUUAUUAUAGAAAAAAAGCAAGCAAAGAUAAAUUAUUUUAUUUAUUUUAGUUGGCUUUACAAAAUAAAGCUUAAUCAUAUAAAAUAUUUAAAAGAUUUUAAUAAAAUAACUCUAAAAAUAUUCUUUCUAGCUUCAUUUUAACAUGCUUAGAUACUUAAAAAAGCCUUCCUCAGAAUUAUAGUUAAAAUCCAAGUUUGA